Solanum verrucosum is the source of this 1983-nucleotide messenger RNA. RefSeq names its product EH domain-containing protein 1-like. The record is from RefSeq and is a predicted model, not a curated record. NCBI's taxonomy places the organism in Eukaryota, Viridiplantae, Streptophyta, Magnoliopsida, Solanales, Solanaceae. The transcript has 15 exons. Gene Ontology annotation, biological process: endocytosis; endosomal transport. The coding region runs from base 75 to 1799 and encodes 574 amino acids. Gene Ontology annotation, molecular function: protein binding; GTP binding; calcium ion binding. Gene Ontology annotation, cellular component: intracellular membrane-bounded organelle; cytoplasm; plasma membrane.
GAAGGAAAAUGGAAACAUAAAAAGUGUUCCCCUAAAAGCAAGGCACUCAGAUAGGUGAAAAAGCCAAUUGAAUAAUGGAGUUUGAUACAUCUCCGAUUAAUCGGUGCUCCAAAGAUCAUGAGAAAAUCUAUCAACAAUGGUUUAGUUUAGCCGAUUCAGAUGGAGAUGGACGUCUCACUGGCGGUGAUGCUAUCAAGUUCUUUGCCAUGUCCAAUUUGCCUCGGCAGGACCUCAAGCAGGUGUGGGCAAUUGCAGAUUACAAACGGCAAGGCUUUCUCGGUUUUAGAGAGUUUAUUGCUGCAAUGCAGUUAGUCUCUUUGGCACAAGCUGGCCACCCAGUAAGCAGUGAUCUCUUAAAUGCCGAAGUUGACUUUGAAAAUUUGCAACCCCCUAGCUUGGAAGGUCUGGAUUUACUUCAAACUAAGAAAAAGCGUAUGCCUAAAAGUGAACCUGAGCAGAAUGGCAGUUCUACAGUGCAAUCUUCUGCUACAGCUAAUUGGUUUUCAUCAUCUUCAUCUGUAAAGAAGGUCUCUUUAAGCUCCGUCACAUCGAUAGUUGAUGGACUGAAGAAGUUGUACCUCCAGAAACUAAAGCCACUGGAAGCAACAUAUCACUAUAAUGAUUUCGUCUCUCCAUUACUGACAAAUAGUGAUUUUGAUGCCAAACCAAUGGUGAUGCUUUUGGGUCAAUACUCAACAGGAAAAACUACAUUUAUUAAACAUUUACUUGGAACCAGUUAUCCAGGUCAUCUAACACUCUUUUUUUUCUUGUCCAUGUCUCUUGUUUGUUCACAGCUUCCUGUUGACACUUGUGCUCCUUAUUUGUCUAUAGGUGCUCACAUUGGACCAGAGCCUACAACAGACAGAUUUGUGGUUGUCAUGAAUGGACCCGACGAAAGGAGUAUUCCAGGGAACACAAUUGCAGUUCAAGCAAAUAUGCCAUUUAGCGGUUUGACAACUUUUGGAUCUGCAUUUUUGUCGAAGUUUGAGUGUUCUCAAAUGCCACAUCCUCUGUUGGAGCACAUCACAUUUGUUGAUACUCCUGGAGUUCUAUCAGGAGAAAAACAACGAACACAAAGGAGCUAUGAUUUUACGGGAGUGACGUCUUGGUUUGCUUCUAAGUGUGAUCUCAUUUUUCUUUUGUUUGAUCCUCACAAACUUGAUAUAAGUGAUGAAUUCAAACGUGUGAUUGCGUCUCUUCGAGGCCAUGAUGAUAAGAUACGGGUGGUUUUGAACAAGGCUGACCAAGUUGAUACUCAACAACUUAUGAGGGUUUACGGAGCAUUGAUGUGGUCUUUAGGGAAGGUUCUAAAUACCCCUGAAGUUGCACGUGUCUACAUAGGAUCAUUUAAUGACAAACCAAUAAAUGAGGCUGCUAUAGGGCCAAUUGGAAAAGAACUUUUUGAGAAGGAACAAGAUGAUCUCCUUACAGACUUGAAAAACAUACCAAAGAAGGCUUGUGAUCGUCGUAUAAAUGAAUUCGUAAAACGUGCUAGAGCUGCCAAGAUACAUUCUUACAUUAUCAGUCAUCUGAAAAAGGAGAUGCCAGCAAUGAUGGGCAAAGCCAAGACCCAGCAAAAACUUAUUGAUAACUUGGAAGAUCAAUUUAUGAAGGUUCAAAAGGAACACCAUCUACCAGCUGGGGAUUUUCCUAACGUCGAACACUUCAGGGAAGUUCUGAGUGGUUAUAACAUUGAUAAGUUUGAGAAGUUGAAGCCCAAAUUGAUACAAUCCGUCGAUGACAUGCUUGGUUAUGACAUCCCUGAACUUCUCAAGAAUUUCAGAAAUCCUUAUGAUUGACGAGGUCCAGAGCUGAUAUAGCAUAGAGUAAUUGCUGGCGCCUGGCAGACGUGAUGUUUAUUAUUUUAUGGAUCUUGUAUUCUUAUUCUUACUCCCACAUUGAGACUUGGGAUUAAUAGUGAGUACUGAAGUAAUAUUAUCAUAUGGUAAAUAAGGCUGCAUGUAAAUAUGCAUUAUGAAUUCU